AUGCAGACCAACUCUCGUCUUCUGGCUCUUGCCACUCUCUCUGUCGCCAUCCAGACUUGUUCUGCCGCUGCCCUUGCUGGAGCCAACCAGGUCACUUCGGGAGGACGCGUUCGCAUCCGUGAUCAGCCCUUCGUCACCUGCUCGUUCGCUCAGCUGACCGACGUCUCCUUGGUCAACAACAUUGUCUCCGACCUCAAGGCCCAUGCCGGUGAUGACCUGUCCACCGAUCCCCAGCAGUGCAUUCACCUCGGCUGUGACAAUGGCGCCGUCGUCUGGUGGUGCAACACCGACAGCAAGACUCUCUCCUUCAAGAGCGGUGAUCUGGCCGACCAGGUCUCCCUAGUCGUCGAUCACUGCGAGACUCCUGAGCAGUCGGACACGAGCAAGUUUCUGGUCAGUGGAAGCUCCAAGUCCACCACUGAUGACCACUACAUCAUUUCUGUCAGCGCUGGAACCUGCUCCCACCUCAAGGAUGAGCAGUAG
This is a messenger RNA of Pestalotiopsis fici W106-1, 483 nucleotides long. RefSeq lists its product as uncharacterized. Lineage: Eukaryota; Fungi; Ascomycota; Sordariomycetes; Amphisphaeriales; Sporocadaceae. The record is from RefSeq and is a predicted model, not a curated record. Bases 1 to 483 code for a protein of 160 amino acids. The transcript is spliced from 3 exons.